Messenger RNA from Trichoderma atroviride IMI 206040, 431 nucleotides. NCBI's taxonomy places the organism in Eukaryota, Fungi, Ascomycota, Sordariomycetes, Hypocreales, Hypocreaceae. The record is from RefSeq and is a predicted model, not a curated record.
UUCCCCAGAGCGCCCGCCUUGAAUCGCUCCCCAUUGUCGCCUGCACAACACCCGUCCCGCCGCCAAACGCGAAUCUAAUUCAUCAUGUCCGACGAGGAAGGCCAGGAGCUUGUCACCAAGCCCUUCAAGUUUGUCACUGGUGGCACUGAUGCCCGUUUCCCCAACGUGAACCAGACCAAGCACUGCUGGCAGAACUACGUCGACUACCACAAGUGCAUCAUCGCCAAGGGAGAGGACUUUGCGCCUUGCCGUCAGUUCUGGUUGGCCUACCGAUCACUGUGCCCCUCCGGAUGGUACCAGCGAUGGGACGAGCAGCGCGAGGCUGGUAACUUCCCCGUGAAGCUUGAUGCUUAAAGCUCAUAUUUAACUUGGCGGGGUAUAUAUGUAUGGGUGUUCACAUAGAAUAAGCAGCCAAGCUGCGCGUGUAUUGC